AUGAGAAGAGUCGAAAACACCGAAUGGGAGGAUAACUCGUAUGAGAAUUUGGAUAAGUUGAGUGAAGAAGAUUGCAACAAAGCAUGCCUUGACGACUGCAACUGUGAAGCAGCGUUCUAUGAAAACGGGAAAUGCAAAAAGCAGAGGCUUCCGUUCAGAUAUGGAAGAAGGUCACUGGAUAGCUCGAACAUGGCCCUCGUUCGCUUCAGUACAACCAUGGUAGUGGUACCCGACAUGGGAGGCGAUUCUGAUACUAAAUUAAUCACCAAGAAAGAGCAGCGUAUAGACAUCCUCAUCAUUGGCAUUGUGGUUAUGUCUAUAGGCGUCUUGGCCUUGUUCAUUUCUGUGCUCUUCGCUCACAAGAAACGUAAGGACUACAAGAAGAUAGGUAAGGAUGAUGGAGCUAACUUUGUCGAGGGCAUUUCACUGCAAGUGUUCACAUUCAAAUAUCUGUCCGAAGCAACAAAUGGCUUCAAGGAAGAGCUGGGGAGAGGAGCGUCUGGCACGGUGUUCAAAGGUGUUCUGCAAAAUGGAGAGAAAAUGGUGGCGGUGAAGAGGUUGGAGAAGGAAUUUGCACAAGGAGAGAUAGAGUUCCAGACAGAGCUCAAGACGAUUGGGAAGAUGUAUCACCGGAACCUAGUCCGGCUCCUAGGUUACAGCUUCGACAAAGACAAUAAACUGCUGGUGUUUGAGUUCAUGCGUAACGGGUCCCUCGCAGACAUACUUUUCAAUCAAGAGAAACGGCUUAGUUGGGAAGAACGGGUCGAGAUUGCUCGAGAUAUAUCGAGAGGGAUAUUGUAUCUGCACCAAGAGUGCGAUACGCAGAUCAUUCACUGUGACAUCAAGCCUCAGAACAUACUAAUGGACGAGAACUGGUGUGCCAAGAUAUCGGAUUUCGGGCUGGCAAAGCUAUUGAAGCAAGAUCAGACAAAUACGUAUACUGGGAUAAGAGGGACUAAAGGCUAUGUUGCACCAGAGUGGUACCAAAAGCAGCCAAUCACAGUGAAAGCAGAUGUUUAUAGCUUUGGAGUGAUGUUGUUGGAGAUCAUAUGUUGUAGGAAGUGUGUUGAUUAUAGCAGGAGUGAGGAUGAGGCAAUUCUUGGGGAAUGGGUUUAUGACUGUUAUGCAACAGGGAAGAUUGGGAGUCUGGUGGGGGAUGAAACGGUGGAGGGGAGGAAAGUGGAGAGGAUGGUGAAGAUAGGAAUAUGGUGCGUGCAAUAUGAUCCAUCGCUACGUCCAACUAUGAAGAAAGUUCUGCUAAUGUUGGAGGGAACUGUCGAGAUCCCCAUACCUCCAUGUCCUACUUCUUUCUUAAGUUCCAUCUAGCUUUUUAGUAUGAGUGUGCAUUCU
Salvia hispanica is the source of this 1350-nucleotide messenger RNA. The record is from RefSeq and is a predicted model, not a curated record. NCBI's taxonomy places the organism in Eukaryota, Viridiplantae, Streptophyta, Magnoliopsida, Lamiales, Lamiaceae.